AUGAUGAAUUCAGGCGGAUACUUUCCAGGUUUUCCAAUGAUGGGUCCAAGAGGAAUGAUGCCAAUGAUGCCUCCCUUUCUGCCACCUCCACCACCUGUCACUGGAUUUCAACAAAUGGGUGGAUCAAUGAAAUCUGAAGAUGGUUCAACAAUUUAUGCUAGUCCUCAAUUAUCAGAUAAUGCGAAAAAAUCUUUAUGGACCGAAUACAAAGCACCAGAUGGACGAGCAUAUUAUUAUAAUAGUGUAUCCAAAGAGUCAAAAUGGGACAAACCAGAUGAACUCAAAACACAAGUUGAAUUAAUGUUAGCCCAAUGUCCAUGGCGAGAAUAUAAAGCGCAGAAUGGAAGAGUAUAUUUUCAUAAUGUAGAAACGAAAGAAUCACGAUGGGUAAAACCAAAAGAAUUUGAAGACUUAGAAAAGCUUUUACAGCAACAGCAACAAGAACAAAAUGCACAAAAUGCUGCGCAGUCAGGAGCGGCGGCUCCGUUACCUCCUAUGGGCAACCCAUUCGGUAUGAUGCCCUCAAUAUUGCCAUUUGGUAUUUCUCCUCAAAUGAUGAACUCUAUGCAACCAUUUGAUCCUAGUCUCACCGCAGUAGAUGGGAAGCAAUUGGGAGAAAUUGAUUUGCCAUCGAAUGAGAAUAGUCGUCAGAGUCAAGAUGAUACAGACACCGAUAAUGAGAAGGACGGUGGAGCAAGUCAAGAUGAUGAUAAUAACAGCGAAUAUGGAAGCGCAGCAAAUACACCACAAAGUCAACCAAAAAUUGAAUUCAAAAAUAAGAAAGAAGCAAUGGACGCAUUCAAAGAAUUGUUAAGAGAGAAAAAUGUCCCAUCGACCGCAACAUGGGAACAAGCGCUGAAACUGAUAGGUAAUGAUGCUCGAUAUCAAGCAAUAAAACAUAUCAAUGAAAAGAAACAAGCUUUCAAUGCGUAUAAAGUACAACGAAUUAAAGAAGACAAAGAUCAAGAACGAAUCAAGUUAAAACAAGUGAAAGAAGAAUUUGAAACGUAUCUACAACAAUGUGAACAUAUGAAUUCAACAAUCAAGUAUAAAAAAGCUGAACAAAUGUUUGGACAUUUGAAUAUUUGGACAUCUGUACCAGAACGAGAACGUCGAGAAUUAUACGAGGAUGUUGUCAAUUAUUUGGAGAAAAAAGAAAAAGAAGAAGCAAAAGCAUUGAAAAAACGCAAUGUUAAAGCACUGAAAGAUAUUCUUGAGAAUAUGGCAAAAGUAACGUUUCGUACAACAUGGCAAGGAGCACAGCGGUUGCUAUUGGAUAAUGUUGAAUUUGUUCACGAUACAGAGUUGCAGAAUAUGGAUAAAGAGGAUGCACUGAUUGUAUUCGAAGAUCAUAUUCGACAAUUAGAAAAAGAACAUGAAGAAGAAAUGGAAGCACAAAGAAAGUAUAUUAGACGAUCUUAUCGAAAAAAUAGAGAAGCAUUUUUGUAUUUCUUGGAUGAAUUACAUGAUCAAGGUAAACUGCAUUCAAUGUCUCUAUGGGUCGAUUUAUUUAGUGUCAUAUCGAGUGAUGACCGCUUUACUCGAAUGUUAGGACAACCAGGUUCAACUCCACUGGAUUUAUUUAAAUUUUAUGUCGAAGACCUAAAAGCCAGAUUUCAUGAUGAGAAAAAAAUUGUUAAAGAAAUCUUGAAGGAUAAAGGUUUUACAGUCGAAACUGAUGCAACAUUUGAAAAAUUUGCAGAAAUUAUUUCAACUGAUAAACGAGCAACAACAUUAGAUGCAGGAAAUAUUAAAUUAACUUAUAACAGUUUAAUUGAAAAGGCGGAAGCAAAAGAAAAAGAACGAUUGAAAGAAGAAGCACGAAAACAAAAACGUUUGGAACAAAAUUUUAAACAACUAUUAAAAAAAUUAGAAAAUUUAAAUGAGAAUACAAAAUGGGAUGAAGUCAAAAUUCAAUUAGAAUCGGAUCAAGAUUAUCAAGCUGUUCAACCGGAAUCAGAGCGUCAACGAUUAUUCUCAGAAUACAUGGCGACGAUAACACAAGCCUGUUCUCAUACACAAAAUAAAAGACGAAAAGACAAGAAAAAGAAGAAAAAACAAGCAAUUCAACAAACAAAUCAAAGUGAUACAGAUGAAAGUGUAAAUGAAGAAGAAAAACGUUCAUCAAAAAAAAAGAAAACAAUAACAGAACCUGUUCCAGUACUACCUCCUGAUAUUCAACAAACGGCUGAUGAAUCUGCCGAAUCAAAUCAUGAAAGUGAAGGUGAAGCAAAAGACAGUGAUAAUGGAGGUGGUGAUGUACCACCAACGGUCCCUACUUCUAAUUUAACAAAAUCAAAAAAAGCAAAAAAAUCGAAAAAGAAAAAGAAGAAGAAAACGUCAUCCAGCGGUAGUGCAAGUGAAGCAGAGGAGGAUAAAAAGAAAAAGAAGAAAGAAAAAUCCUAG
This is a messenger RNA of Didymodactylos carnosus, 2406 nucleotides long. Lineage: Eukaryota; Metazoa; Rotifera; Eurotatoria; Philodinida; Philodinidae. The record is from the annotation of a GenBank genome assembly.